GGGGAAGCCCACGGAAGGCUUGGGGCCUGGGCCCCCCAUGUAGGGCGCGCUCCGAGCCGCAGACGCGCAACGCGCCCCCUGCCCCCGGCCCAUGGCGGUGACAGUGUCCCCGGGUGGGGCGGGGGGCUCGGGCUGGGCCUGGCGGCCCGUGGCGCGGGACGUGCUUCUGGCUCGAGCCUUCCAUUCAUGCACUGAACUUCGGGGACGGCUCUAUCUCGUGGGGGGCCUCCUAGCAGGAGGGGCGAGGGAGCCCAGCAGUGACACGGUGGUCUUCGACCCUGCUGAGGGCCAGGCCGUGCGACUGGAAGCGCGGGGCAGCCCCCGGCGCAGUCACCACGAGGCGGCGGCCGUGGGCGGGCGCUGGCUCUGCGUGGUGGGCGGCUGGGAUGGCUCUCGCCGCCUGGCCACCGUGGCCGCGCUGGACGCGGAGCGCGGAGUGUGGGAGGCCUGGACGGGGAUCCCAGGCAGCUGCCCCCCGGCCGGCCUCAGUAGCCACACCUGCACCCGCCUCUCGGACCGCGAGCUGCGGGUGGCCGGCCGGGAGGGCGGUAUCCGCACGCAGCGACGUUACGGAAGCAUCUACACGUUAGAGCUGGACCCUGGCGCACGCACAUAUUGCUACAAGGAAGAAAGCUGCCACACGGUCUCCCGCUCAGGUCACUGCGCUGCCCUGCUCCAGACUCUUGGGCGCCCCCCAGGGCAUCAGCUUUUGCUCUUUGGGGGUUGCAACUCAGCUGAACCAGAAGUAGCUGGAAACUGGAGUCCUGGGAAGAUUAAGGAGGACCCACCAGUUGCUCCUCAUUUGAUGGAACAGCUUGCAAGGCUUGUGAGCAGUGGCAGGGGGUCCCUGCAAGGGCCCCGGGGACUCCGGCAUCACUCGUGUUCUGUGGUGGGGCCUUUUGCUGUGCUAUUUGGUGGAGAAACUCUGACCAGAGCAAGAGAUACCAUCUGCAAUGACCUCUACAUCUAUGACACCCGCAAGUCUCCUCCUCUGUGGUUCCACUUCCCCUGUGCAGACCGUGGGCUGAAACGUGUGGGCCAUCGUACCUGCCUCUGGAAUGAUCAGCUUUACCUGGUUGGCGGUUUUGGUGAGGAUGGCAGGACAGCUAGUCCACAGGUUUGCACUCUGGACCUCCUUAUCUAAAGAACUGUGCCAAGAUACACCACUGAGGCUGUUUGACUGUAAACCCACAAAGCAUUAUCACCAAAGCUAUCUGCCUCACUCUGAAUGCUUAUUAAAUUUUAAAUUUCAACCUGA
Molecule: messenger RNA, 1258 nt
Organism: Tupaia belangeri chinensis (Chinese tree shrew)
Lineage: Eukaryota; Metazoa; Chordata; Mammalia; Scandentia; Tupaiidae
Gene: KLHDC9
Product: kelch domain containing 9
Exons: 4
Coding region: 92-1144 (350 amino acids)
Molecular function (GO): cyclin binding
Source: RefSeq, a predicted model, not a curated record